Ylistrum balloti is the source of this 2233-nucleotide messenger RNA. Its product is annotated as GTP-binding protein 4-like. Bases 24 to 1931 code for a protein of 635 amino acids. The transcript has 17 exons. Lineage: Eukaryota; Metazoa; Mollusca; Bivalvia; Pectinida; Pectinidae. Gene Ontology annotation, molecular function: GTP binding; GTPase activity; RNA binding. Gene Ontology annotation, biological process: ribosomal large subunit biogenesis. The record is from RefSeq and is a predicted model, not a curated record. Gene Ontology annotation, cellular component: nucleolus.
GAUAAUUUCACCAUCCAUCAACGAUGGCUCACUAUAAUUUUAAGAAAAUCACGGUCGUACCACCUGCAAAGGACUUUGUAGAUAUUGUUUUAUCUAAAACCCAACGUAAGACACCAACAGUUGUACACAAACACUACAAGAUCUCCAGAAUAAGGACUUUUUACAUGCGAAAAGUCAAAUUUGCCUCUCAGACAUUUCACGACAAGUUUACCCAGAUCAUACAAGAAUUUCCCAAACUUGAGGAUGUCCAUCCCUUCUACGCUGACCUGAUGAAUGUCCUUUAUGACAAGGAUCAUUACAAGCUCGCUCUUGGACAGAUCAACACCGCUCGACACCUCAUUGACAAUGUGGCUAAGGACUACUACCGCCUCCUGAAGUAUGGAGACUCCUUAUACAGGUGUAAACAACUCAAAAAAGCUGCCUUGGGAAGGAUGUGUACUGUGAUGAAGAGACAGAAACAAAGCUUGGAAUACCUGGAGCAGGUACGACAACAUCUCUCUCGUCUGCCAUCCAUAGACCCCAACACCAGGACACUCCUUAUCUGUGGCUUCCCCAACGUCGGCAAGUCCAGCUUCAUCAACAAGAUAACUCGAGCUGAUGUGGAAGUGCAACCCUACGCCUUCACAACCAAAUCCUUAUUUGUCGGCCAUACAGACUACAAAUAUCUACGAUGGCAGGUCGUUGACACACCAGGAAUUCUUGACCAUUCACUAGAGGAUAGAAACACAAUAGAAAUGCAGGCAAUUACAGCUCUGGCCCAUUUGCGGUCAGCUGUCCUGUACAUCAUGGAUGUGUCUGAACAGUGUGGUCACUCCCUAGAGCAACAGCUUAACCUCUUCAGCAGUAUAAAACCUCUAUUUACAAACAAACCUCUGAUAGUUGUUGCCAACAAAAUUGAUGUUACUAAAGUAGAGGAACUUCCAGAAGAGAAACAGCAAAUAUUUAAAGAUUUUGAAGAAGAGGGUAUUCCAGUUUUACAUAUGAGUACUUUAUCAGAGGAGGGAGUCAUGCAAGUGAAAACAGAUGCAUGUGAAAGACUUUUAGCUCACAGGAUCGAGACGAAAAUUAAACUUAAGAAAGUGUCAGAUGUAAUGAACAGACUACAUGUAGCCAUGCCAGCUAAAAGGGACACCAAGGAGAGACCGCCAUACAUACCACCAGGAGUCCAAAGAAAAGAACAGGCAAUGGACACAGAAAACAAGAAAAAGACAGAGCGAGACAUAGAACUGGAACAGGGAGAUGAUUACUACCUAGAUCUUAGAAAAACAUGGGAUUUAGCCAAAAAAGAGCAAACAUAUGAUGUCAUCCCCGAGAUCUGGCAGGGCCAUAAUGUGGCUGACUUCAUAGACCCUGAUAUCAUGGAGAAACUUGAUGCACUUGAGAAGGAAGAAGAUUUACGAGAGAAAGCUGGUUACUAUGACAAUGAAAGCAGUGAGGAAGACGAAGAGAUGAAAUAUAUAAGACGUACAGCUAAAAAAAUUAAAGAAAAGAGGAAGAUUAUGAUGAUAGAAUCAAGAGAGAAGAGACGCAUCAAUAAGCCUCGUCUGCCAAAGAAAGCACAGAAGAUUGAUACAAAGAGCAUGGUGACCGAUAUGGAAGAAAUGGGUGUGGAAAUCGAGGAAGGGACACAUAUGGCUAGAGCUCGAUCGAGGAGUGCUAGUAGGCAAGCUGUAAAGAGAAAGCGCAGUGAAUCCACAACAGCCAUGGAUACCUCCAAAACUAGGAGCUUAAGUCGCUCAAAGGUGCCAAGAGACAAGUCUGGUGUACGCGAUGUUGUGAUGGCUACCAAAGCAAAGAAGAUUGGAAGAAAGGCACAAGUCCCGAGGAAUAGAAACGCAAAGAAGGGCGAAGGUGAUCGUGUCAUCCUCAACAUGAUGCCCAAACAUCUGUAUGCUGGUAAACGUGGAACAGGCAAAACGCAACGACGCUAAGAUUAUUGGGACAUUUAAGAUCAGUACCAAGAUCGAACACCAACAAAUAUAGAUAUAAUAAAGAUGUACAACGAUUUAUACACAUUACAGACAAAAUGGUGUCGGUACAUCAAUCAUUAAUGUCGACAAAGUACAGAGUCAACAUUGUGUUUUAUGAACAUUUUGUUGAAGUAUUUCACUGAUAAUCCUCCUGUGAUAAACAACAGCUGAGGGAGGAAUACUGAAAAGUCAUCAAAUUUCACAUUACCGUGAUUAAGAUUGAAACAUCAAUCCCGUUUUAAUAAAUUAAGUUUAUGAUGGUG